AGCAGAGCUUAGCCUAACGUGGACGCCGCAUCCUACCAAUGCGAUCGCGAGAUCGCAUCCUCCGGCGCCGGCGGCUCUGCCCCUGCAGUGUGCGCUGCAAGUGCAACCCAAUCCACCACCCAGGACCCAAGAGCGGCUAAAGACGAGGCCAAACCACCACUAUUCUUGAGGAUAUCAUAUUCCUCUGCGUCCCGAGCUGCUCCCCGCGGCUCCAGAUCAUCAUCACCAUCAUUGCGAUUUAUUCCCGCACUUUGCUUCCGGAGGCAGGAACCGCCGCCGACCCAACCACCUCCCACGCCGUCCAGUUCACUGCACUGGUUUGGUUCUUGAGAAGCAGGAGCACUUCUAGGGGCAACGAUCGAAUCUCUUCGCUGUUCGUGGUUCUCGCAGAGCUCUCUGAUCGGAGCCAUGAGCAGCACUCUGCUUCGGGUCUGCCCGUCCGAGCUCAAGAUCCCCUACGAGGUGAAGAGGCAGCGAUCGUGCUGCAUGCAGCUCAUCAACAAGACCGACAAGUACGUGGCGUUCAAGGUGAAGACGACGAACCCGAGGAAGUACUCGGUGCGCCACACCUGCGGCAUUCUGCUGCCCCGGAGCUCCUGCAGCGUCACAGUUACGAUGCAGGCUCCCAGGGACAUGCAGCUGGAUCACCAUUGCAAGGACAAAUUCCUCGUGCAGAGCGCCGUGGCGCGGGACGGGGCCACCAUGAGAGAUCUCGUCCCUGAACUGUUCACUAGGGCGCCGGGUAGGUUGAUCGAGGAGUUCAAGCUGCGGGUGGUUUACAUUGCUGCUAAUCCCCCAUCGCCGGUGCCCGAGGAGGCAGAGGAGGAGGAUGCGUCCCCUCGGUCAGAGGUGACGAUGGGCUAUGAGGCGAAAGUUUCCUCAGCGUUUGAUGCGGCAUCUAGAUGCAUGGAUAAUUCUGGAGCCAAACCUUCAUGUACCAAGGGUGCCUCUGUAGUACCGACGCUUGUUGGAGAAAAAGUAUCUACAAGAGAAGAAAAUCAGAAAAGACUUCAGCAAAAUAUGGAACUGCUCAGGGAAGCAGGAUCACCUCAACAGGGCUUCUCCGUAAUGUUUGUGCUGUUAGUCUUCAUGUCAUCUGUCUUCAUCGGACACUUGAUGAAGCACAUAAAGGUUUAGUCACAUAAUAAGUACCGCAACACAGGCGCUAGGACUAGAAACGGAUCCAGUUCUUGUCAAUCUUACGUAGGAAGAACAUACACCAAGUUCAUGUAUAUAUGGUUCAUCAGUUGCAGAGUUGUGUCAUAUCGAUUCGGUUUUGUAGGAGUUUCAGAAUUACUUAUCGCUCAAAUGAAUGUACCUAGUAUAGAAAUACAUCUAUAUACAUCCAUUUCAGCGACAACUAAUUUCGGACAAAGGUAGUA
Molecule: messenger RNA, 1382 nt
Organism: Aegilops tauschii subsp. strangulata
Lineage: Eukaryota; Viridiplantae; Streptophyta; Magnoliopsida; Poales; Poaceae
Product: vesicle-associated protein 1-3
Biological process (GO): endoplasmic reticulum membrane organization
Cellular component (GO): endoplasmic reticulum membrane; plasma membrane
Source: RefSeq, a predicted model, not a curated record